CCAGAGGAGGCUUCAUGAUGGAGGGAAUGGACCCUCGUCAUCUGGGUAUGAUGGGAAAAAAGUCCAUGGAGCUCCACAAUUAUCCUGAUGCGCUAAGACUGUUUUCAAUGGGCUUGGCUCGAUUGGAAUCUCUUAAGGUGCCUCGACAGUUCGCUGCUCCAUUCCUUAUGGAUCGAGCGGAGUGCUACUGGCAGUUAGGGGAAGUCGACAUGGCACUGCAUGAGAUGGAUAAUGCAUUGUGGCAUGGAUUACCAAGAGAUGCCGAUUUCGCAGAGGGAGAAUCACUAAAGUGGUCAAAUCAUGGCUUUUCUCUCUUGGAGGGACAUCAAUUUGCCAUGGCCGAAAAAUGUGCCAAGUUUGCCCUUUAUUUCCAUACCUCACCAAGAACUAGAGCCCAGGCGUUUCUGUGUCAGGUGAUUGCACGAUAUGAAAUGGGUAAAAUCACAGGAGAAACAACGGAAACGAAAGAAAUCAAGAAACUGGAUCCAAAUCUUGCAAAGCUUCAUGCUCAUGAAAGGAAGAAUAGUGCCAUCAGAAACAUGCAGAAUCAGAAUUACCAGUGGGCAAUUAAGAGCUUCAUUUUUGCUUUGCUGCUUCAUCCUGACGAUGGUUCCAAGAUGAAAUUUAAACGUUCUGUUGAAAGUCAUUUGGCAAAUGCUUAUUUUAAAAUUAAACAAUACAAAAAAGCAGUUGAUGUUGGAAAGGAAAGCUACAAGUCAAACCCUAACUUUAGGUCUAAGGAGGAAGCUGAAAGGUGGAAGAAACGCGGAAACGACCUCUCGAAGGAGCCAAAUCUAGUGGAUCAAGCGAUUGCCUGUUAUUCACUUGCGUUAAACUUUACACCAGCAGUAGAAAGAGAACUCAAGGCGACCAUUUUUUCCAAUCGUUCUCUGAUGUACAAUAAGCAAGGAAAAGCUGACCAGGCACUGAGGGAUGCACAAAAUUCUGUGGAGAACAACCCUAGAUGGCCUAAGGCAUACUAUCGUCUGGGAUCUUGUUUAUUUGUGCAGAGAAAGUAUAGGGAAGCGAUGGAAAAAUUCUCAGAAUCACUGAACUUGUUACUUAACGAUGCUUCACGGUCAGACCACCAAGCAGUAGAUACUUUGAGUCAACUGCUGUCCGUAGCAUUGGAACUACCAGAUGGCACUUCAAGCAUCCAAUAUGAAAUUCCAAAGACUUAUAUUCAAACAGUCCUAGACAAAGCUGUAAGUGACGAGGAUUGGGCCACAUUGCAUCUUCUCUUCUUGGGUGGAGGAGGACCUAAAAAGUUUGAGAAAGGUUUGGGAGGCCUUGCCGAUGGCUGUGAUGCAAGCAAAGUCCCAUUAACAGAAGUAAUAAGCUGUGAUUUUUCAGAUCUCGGAAAAUUCGUCAGCGUACUGUUGGAUCACAAAGCACGUGAUAGUCCCCAAAAAAGAGAAAAAACUGCUUAUAAGCUCGCCAUCGACCUGAACAAAUUUGAUGUUGCUAGUGUGUUAAUGGAUAAAAACACUACUUCAGGGCCUGGCGUACAACUUAAGAGAAAAUUCAAAGAGGAUGCCAAAAAAGCAUUGGAAGAAGGAGAUAACAGUAAAGCUAUCGGCUUAUUUCAAUAUUCCUUGACACAAAGAGGAAACACGAUGGAGGAACGGCGCGAGACGUUACAAACUUUAUGUGAAUUGUACUUCCAAGAAAAGGACUUUAGAGAGUGUCUCGACAGUGGGCGCGAAUUAAAAGAAGAUUACCCGAAGGGAUACAAAAAUGAGAGUAAUGCGACACAGUGGAAGAGCUGGGGAAAUGAGUUACAUAAGGAAAGAAAAUACGACCUUAUGGUUGAUUAUUAUACACUUGCCUUGGAAUUCACACCAAUAUCAAAUAUUGAGCUGAUGGCCUCUCUUCUAAGCAACCGGUGUUUGGCGCUAAACAACCUGAAGAAGUUCAAGGAAGCCUUGGAAGACGCAGAACAAUGCAUCAAAAUAAAGCCAAAGUGGUUUAGGGGGUAUUCUCGUAAGGGAACAUGUCUUCUGCAUUUGAAAAAGACUCAAGAAGCUCUGCGAGUAUUUUGUAAAGGAUACACCCACGCUUUCAGCGAUAAAGAGAAACAGAUAACUGCAACAGAUGUGAUUUCUACCGCUAUGAUGAUAGAAGGUGGAGAAUCACAGACUACUUGCACUCUGUCACCCGACGUGCUACGAUUUCUGGUGAAGGACGCAACCGAGAAGAAAGAUUGGAAGAAACUAAGAUUUCUAUAUCUUGGUAGCGCCCCAAAUACAUCAUCUAGAGGACCAGCUAGAGAAUGUGACGCCUCGUAUGUGCCUCUGGACCUUCUUAUUGAGUCAAAUUUUGAAGAUGUACACAGCCUCGUCAAAGUUCUUCUGCAACGUAACGCCUCCGCGGACGGACUACGAGCUUGCGCCAGGCCCCCACUUUUGGCUGCCAUGGAAAUGAUGAAUUUUCCGCUAGCUGUGACUCUGUUAAGAAACAACGCUGAUUCAGCUUGCAUAGUUGGCCAUGGGAUUUUCAUGAACAGAGAGGGUCAACCGAAGCAAUGGCUUCAACUUGGUCGCAAAGCAAUAGAUGCAAACGACAGUAAAAAGGCAGUAAUGCUGCUCAAAAUGUCUCUGUACCUUUCGGAUUCUAACAAAGACAAAACUAUAGCAGCACCGAUAUACCACGCGCUGGCAGAGGCCUACUUCAUCGGUAGUGAGCACGGAAGAUGUAUUGACGCAGGAAAGGAGUGCUUUAAGUUACAGCCUGUAAAAUCAGAGGAAGAAGCAAAGAGGUGGGGAAAACGAGCCGACCAAACCCUUCACUUAAGGAAUUACAACCAGUCCAUUGACUACUUGAAUCUGGCUUUAAAGUAUACUCCAGCUGACUCAAAAGAGAUCUUUUCACUUCUGUUGUGCCAACGUUCAGAGGCUUUCCAACAGCUGGACAAUUUCAAAAGCGGUUUGGAAGAUGCAGUAAACGCAUCAAAGAUGUGCCCAGAAAUGUCUAGGGUUUAUGUACAUCAACUUAAGUGUUUUCAGGCACUUAAACGGAAAAAAGAGGCGAUGCAUGCUACAAACGAGUGCCUAAAGAGAACAACAGAUGAGAACUUCAUGUAUUCCCUUUUGUGUGACGCUUUGGCUACUGCUUCCAGUCUUAAAGAGGGAACAUCAGCUAUAACGGCCCCUGUGCCCAGCAAACUGCUAGAAAAGCUAGUGAGCGAGGCGAUAAGGGAGAAGGACUGGAGUAAACUAAGAAUACUGUAUCUCGGGGGAGGAGGACCAGGAUCACAACCGACAGGAAAUGGAGGAAUGGCGACUGAAAUCAACGCAUCCAGUGUCCCACUUGGAGAAAUCAUACGAUCCAAUGAGCCUGGGCGACUCACUUUCGUGUCAGUUCUCCUCAAGCAUGGAGCCUCAGCAAAUGCCAUUGAAGAAUCGGAUACAGUACCUUUAGCGGAAGCUAUGAGACCGCCAAACUUACCCCUUGUGGAAAAAUUGGUGCAGAAUGGAGCCAACCCCUGUGUAAUGAGUAAAGAAGGAGAGCCCAUAAUUCACCAAGCAUUGAGGAGUGGUCUUCAGAAGAAUGGGACAUUUGAAUUCUUGAAAGCAAUGCUGAAGUCCCCACUCCCCGAAGUUCAAAGUGUCCAAGACACGGACGGCAACACUCUUUAUCACAUUGCAUGCAUUGGCAAGAAUUUACAGCGAAAAAAGUGUGACGCAAUCCGAAUACUUCGAGAGGCAAAUAUAAAUCCGAACCUCCGAAACAAGAGGAAUGAAUACGCAAUCCAAAAGGUUCCAUCCAAACGUGAUCCUCGUUGGAAGAUGUUAGAUACUACCUUACAAUGUUACAAGUUGAACUCUUCUGUGUCUGUCACCCACGAAGAAAACUCUGAAAAGGUCUCUAAUGAAGAACGCGAUAAGGAACUUCAAUGGGCAGAUGCAGAAGAGGAAUACGUUUCAGACGGAGAUGAAGAAAAACCAACAACAGAGGCCAAGAACACGCCUCAAAACGUCAACGUUUUGAAGAUAGAUCACAAACAGCUGCAGCGAAAGGAAAGGAGGGAAACUAUUGUCAGCUUGAUAGAUGCAAUAACGCCUCUUUCCACAUUUGUUCCAAACGCAUUUGAUACAAACGAAGAGCACGACGAUAUGGAAAUUUUCAACGAGUCUUCAAGGAGCCCUCGAGCUGCAGAGAGUAACGACGUGGUGAUUGAAGACGAGACCGUAGAUGACGAUCGAUAUGUUGAUGAGAAUGACAUCCUUGGAGACAGUGACAAAGAAACGGAAAUCGACUCUAAAUAUCCUUUUGAAGAUCUUCCAUGGGAAGUGGACUGUACUGAUCGAGUUUGGAAGAUUAUGAGAAACAGAAAAGUUGGUUUCUCUACGAGGAAACGUAUAAUCGAUAAAAUUCGCAUGUUAGCCAAUGGCAGAUGGAGUAAGACACUCUGCAAGAGACUAGAAGGAGAAGCGAAGAGGAAAGACAUUGAGCUUUACGAAUCAAAGCUAACAAAAGGUCAACGAAUAAUUUGGGAAAAAACGAUCGCCUUCUCUGGUCGAUGCAGCGAAAACCCCGAGCUCCGUCUGGAUAAGAAGAAUCCUGAGGGUCGCAUUUACUCAGAUAUCAUUCGGGUGUGGGACAUUGUAUUGGACCACGACAAACUUCAACGUUCGAUAGGCCUCAUCGUCAAGUCACAUGACAGAGGUAUGGAUUGCAUUGUGAAAAGGAAACUCAAAGGCAUGCCGGUAAAAUCUGGAGGUAACAGCGCGUUAACUUCCGAAUGUUUACCAAACAAGUAUGCAGAGAUUGGUGAUUUGGAGCAAAAAGGAAAUCCACAAGCCAAGAAAAGCGUACCGAAGAAGUCGACCAUUGCUGACAAUUUGCCUCAAAUUUUCUUUCCACCUGCAAGUGCAAAUGAGCAAGAAUAUCACAUUCUCAAGUUCUACUCAUUUAGCACUGCCCUCGUUAGAACAGUGCUAGAAAGUGACAUUUCUUCUAGGAUCGACUUUCCUUUCAAGAUAACUGAACUCGAGCAUGCCAUCGUUAACCUUCGCCCAGAUCCUCCGAUGCCCAUCAUUCUUCUUGGUCGAAGUGGUACAGGCAAGACUACUUGCUGCCUCUAUCGCUUAUGGGACCGGUUUAAAAGUUACUGGGAACGUGCAGAAACUGCUGGCCCCCACAUUCCACGAUUUCUGUCCCCUCCAUUGAAAACUAGUCAAUGCUCCGACGACGAUGAAACCUUACAAAGUAGCAUUGAGCAGGAUAUUAAUCAAGCUGAACGUAGUCCAAAACAGGCAUCUGCAUCUACAGAAUGCCAAAAACCCAAUGCUUCGUCACAUUCAGCUUCAGCUCCAGCGUCACGAGAUGACCAUCACGAUCAAGUAAUGCAAUCAAACUCUUGCCCUCCAAAGGCAGAAAACCAGCUUGAAGACAAUGAUCAAGAAGAAAAGAAGCAACCUGAGAUGUACGAACAUCUUCACCAAAUCUUUAUUACAAAGAACAAUGUUCUCUGCAGCGAGGUUGAAAAAAAUUUCAAGGAGCUAUGCCAUGCCUGCCCAGCAGCACAACACCGUAUACCAUUUGAAGACCAAUCUCUUCCUGCAAAGAUGCAGGACGUUGCUGCAGAAGCGUGGCCACUUUUUGUUAAUUCAAGGGACUGGCUUCUUAUGUUAGAUGCAUCUCUUCCUGGCAAAACCUUCUUUAACCGCGCUGAGGAUGGAAGUUUGCUUCGGAAAAUUGAUGGCUGGGGGGAGGAAGAUAGCCAUUUACAAUUUAUCCCUGCCACGGAAUCAGACGACGAAAGUGACCACGAAGAAGAAGACGAGGGGGGCGUUGGAACACAACAUGGUAGCGAAGAAACUAAAAAAAAAGGGAAAGAAACAUCCAUUAAAAAGGACAAAGACCCCAGAAGGGAAAUCACUUACCCUGUUUUCAAACUUGAAUUAUGGCCAAAAAUGAAAAAGACUUCAAAGGAGAAGGUUGAUUACCAUCCUACUUUGGUGUGGACGGAAAUACGGUCUUUCAUAAAAGGUUCUGCUGAAGCCCUGCUGAGUGAAAAUGGAGAGCUUUCACUUGAGGAUUAUGAGUCCCUAGGAAAGAAGAAGGCUCCAAACUUCUCUGCAGACAGAAAGGUAGUUUAUGAUCUGUAUCGAGUUUAUCAACGAGAGCGAUCCUCAAAACGGAUGUUUGAUGAAGCAGACCUGGUUUACAACAUUCACAAACGCAUCACUGCUCCUGAAUGGUCAGUUCAUCAGGUCUAUGUCGAUGAAACCCAAGAUUUUACUCAAGCGGAGUUGUCUUUAUUGAUUCGUUGCUGUCGCUCUCCCAAUGAACUUUUUUUUACUGGUGAUACAGCACAGAGUAUAAUGAGAGGAAUUUCCUUCCGCUUUAAUGAUCUAAAGUCUUUGUUUCAUCACGCCAGGAAGGCGGCAGGUAUCACUGAUGACCAGAAUAAUUUCAUUACAGUCCCAAAGAAGCUGUAUCAACUGACGCACAAUUAUCGAUCACACGCAGGAAUUCUACGUCUUGCCUCCAGUGUCGUAGAUUUGUUGCUGACAUAUUUUCCUGACUCAUUUGACAGAUUGCAGAAGGAUGAAGGACUUUUCGAAGGACCCCGACCGGUCCUUCUGGAAUCCUGCAGUCCUACAGACCUUGCAAUGAUUCUUCAAGGAAAUCAGCGGCAAUCCUCAAGAAUUGAGUUUGGUGCUCACCAGGUGGUUCUUGUGGCGUCAAAUGAGGCGAGAGACGCAUUGCCUGAUGAACUGUCUCAAGGAUUGGUGAUGACCAUCUACGAGGCCAAGGGACUUGAGUUUGAUGACGUCUUGAUUUACAAUUUCUUUAAGGAUUCUCAGGCUACGAAAGAAUGGAGAGUUGUUACCAGUUUUAUGAGAGAUGAAGGCUUCGCUGGUCUUUCAAGUUCGAUUGGUCUGGCUGAGGUAACAGAGGACAGCGUUACGGUACAGUCCUCACGUCCCCUUAAAUUUGAUCCGGACAAUCACAAGGUUCUGAAUUCUGAGCUCAAGUAUUUAUACACAGCUAUCACUAGAGCUAGAGUCAACGUCUGGUUCUUUGACGAAGACAAAGAAUCUAGAGCACCCAUGUUUGAGUUUUUCCAGAAACGUGACCUUGUUAAAGUUGUAUCAAUGGGAGAUAAUGACGCUGGAUCUGGUGAGCUGGCCAGUAUUUGUGCUACUAAAUCAACGUCAGACGAGUGGCGAAAGGGUGGUUUGCGCUUCUACAAACGGAGUUUGUGGAGACUUGCCAUACAGUGCUUUGAGUUCGCUGGUGAUGAUGUCUGGGUUCGGAAAAGCCAAGCACAGCAACAAGCAGCAGAAGCCAUUAAAUUGCGUUUCACAAAUCGUCAGCAAAUGAAGGACGAAUUCCUCAGGGCAGGAGAAAGCUUCCUGAAAUGCAGCAUGUUUGAUGAGGCCGAGAUUUGUCUAAAUAACGCCAGAGAGUGGACCCUUUUAGCUCGACUGUACGAGAAAACAGGAAAGUUUCAAGACGCUGCUCGCCUCUUUAAGAAAGAAAGACUUCACAAGGAAGCAAGCAGAUGUUACGAAGCACAGAACAACUAUGCGGAGGCGAUCGAAGUCUUUUGCCGUGCACGCAUCUUUGAAGAAGCACUGGGUGCCCUUGAACGUUACAAUAUCCUGGCAUCAAGUGGCGACUUAGAGGGUAAACAAGGCAUUAUUCCCCCAAGAUCUACUCGCACGGUGGAAAGACUACGUCAUCAACUGGCAGACCAACAUUUCAAGAGAGGCGAAACAAUCAAAAUGGAAGAGGUCCUUCAAUACCUUCCAUCUACUACCGACCGUAUAACGUUCUUGAAGAAACGUGGAUGUAUAAUUGAGGCAGCCAGAGCCUUGGACGAUGACGGAAGACGGGACGAAGCUGCUCGACUUUUAAAAGACGCGGGAAAAUUUGAGGAAGCUGAAAGGUAUUCUACCGAUCCAAAGUUUGCCGCCGACUGUUUGAUAUCGCUUGUUCGCACCACCACGUGGAGAGAAGACAGCUCUGCGAUUCUUGAAAAAGCUAUUGAGAAGUAUCAGCUUUGUGGUAACCCUAAUGGCCAAGCAGAAGCCUUGCUGUUGCUGGGAAGAUUGUCUCAUGACUCUAGGAAGCUCCAGGAGGCGGGAAGAUUGUUUGACAAGAGUAAAAAUCCUUGUGGGGAAGUAGAGAGUGUCAUGAAGCUGCUUGAGACGACAAAUUUUGCACCUCCGAAAACCUUCCAACAGUGGAUGGCUGUGAGAGCCUUGGAGAGAGUGCUGGGGCUGAUUACUACAUUACACAUGCCUAACAAAAUGCUAACCUUGGCUGAAGAGAGAGAAAUUACAAAGUGCGAAGAGCAUUUUGGACUUUUUAAAACCGACACCGCUAACGAAAAGAGGUACUUCUGCAAAUCCGGGGGCAGAUUCUCCCUGGUCUAUCCAAAAAUCAUUGAAAACGAUACCUCCAACACGGAGGCGACGAUAAACACACUUGAUGCGCAUAAGGAAAUACGACGAUUCUUGCUUAAUGAAUGUGCCAAACUAAUAAAAAUGACUCACGUGAUGCUUGAGAAGACGCUGGCCAAAAAUACUCUGUGCACCAACAAGGGGAUGGGAACAACGUGCAGCGAUUCAAGUUGUGAAAAUCAGCAUGCAGAUUCGGUAGACCUUUUCAACAACCGCUUUCUCGCUCUUUUCCAUUUCAUUUAUUUGGAAUCAGUUGUUGAAUCGUUCAAGUUGCAGUUGGCUUUACGGAAAGAAGAGCAGGAGACCCUCCCAUUAAUUAUAAAAGAAUUUCGUGAAUUCCGAACCUGUCAGCGUUUUUACGACUUCUUGUUUCCCUCGUCAGGUUAUCGAGAAUAUCACCUUUCAUUAGCAAGCAUUCGCCACCUUAACAGGACUAAACUGGUCACCAAGCGCAUUUUUCAAUUUGCCAACGUUUCGUGGAAAGAAAAUCCCGAGGAGCUGCGCCGGUCAGACACGAAUAAUUUUCUUAAAGUUUCCUUUUGUCUGCAGCUAAUCAACUCUUCUCAGUCCAUGGUGAAGUGGAUUUGCGAAGAGGAAAAAUCGUUCGAGAGGAAGACAAGGACGCCAAAAUUCAGGCCCACAAAGGAUCUGUUAGCAAAGAAUGGUAUGAUCUAUUCUCAUGAAAAUGGACGUUACGAAAGCUACUUGCAAUGGUGGGAGUACGGCAAGAAAAGGCUUUACGUUCACGGAGACGUGGAAAACGCUGCUCAUAUUAUCAUUAGACGUUUCCUUACUCUAACAGCAAAGCGAAGUCAGAUGAUUUAUCCAUCCAUUGCCAACACCGUUAUGAUCUUGGAGCAUCAACUGACAGCCUGCCUUGCUCUGUACAGCCGUUUGUCUAUAGAGAACCGGUAUCCUGUGUGUCUGCCAGCAAGUUAUCUGACGAUGGUGAGGUUUUGGGACAAUUGCAGGCCAGGAGCCGACAAAGGCACAUUUACCUUGUACCAAGCUGUUGAGAAGAGCUUCGCGCAGGAAGACAACAAAAUAAAACUGCUUAAAGCCGUUCGCUCUCUGUUAGACUACAUGGUGAAGCUGACAUGUGGUGAGGUGGCCGAUUCAUUUGAUGUUUUAGGGGACGCUCUUGACUCAAAAGAGAGUCCAUUGUAUUGUGACUCUGGAGAAGCAGAGAGAAGCUUGGUGCUCUUCUUGACCAUGAUGUGCAAUUGUGCCAAAGGAAUUUCGAUUUAUCUGGAAGAAUUCAUGCUCAGAAAAAUCUUGCGUAUCAAGGCAAACCAUCGGUUAACAAGCCGCAUCAACAGCGUGUUAGACAAAAUCCAAGAGGUGCAAGGGCCACGUGAUGUGGUAAUGAUAUUGAAGACGUUCCUGCAAAGUAGGGCCGAAGAACUUUAUGAUCUCCGCUGGUACAAUGGAAGAUUGUGGUACGAUGGAGUAUGCAAACCAACCUCUUACCCAAACACAUUUCACACAGACCUAACGCACAUACGCGAAGGACUGCAACAGGAUUCAGACCGCGAGAAAACGUCUGAAGACACGGAAACUUUAAAUACAACCGAAGCCGAAGCAACCGAGGAAGGAAUGGAUGUGGAACUUACGGAAGAAGAGCGCAAAGAGAGAGAAAACAUUCAACGAGAUUUUGCGGCUACCACAAUCCAAAGGUGGUACAAACGAAUAAAGUCACUGGAGAAAAAGCAGGCUCAAGCCGCAGUAGUACCAGCUAAGACAUUGCAAAGACUAGAGUCCACCCAGGAACAAAUAAAUUCAGAAUCUGAUCUCUUAGAGAAGCAUUUUUCCCAAUUCAGAGUCGACGUAUCUGCUUGUGGGAUCUGUAGGAUCAAUUUCAAGCCUUUAGCUGAGGACACCCUGCACAUGAACAAUGAAGAUAGCGAAGGAACCAGUGAACCAACAGAAGAAGAAACGUCAACAGACAUUGAGAGAGAGAAUGCAGUAAUCCAUGGAAUUUCCCCAGCACAUUUGGAAAAAGUGAAGGCUUUCAACCAUUACAAAGAUAUUUAUUUGUCAAAAGUCCAUCCCUUAUAUACGAGAGAAGCGCAACUAAGCAAGGUGGUGGAGGAUCAUUCCUUGUAUGUUAAAGUACAAUUGGAUAUGGACCGCCUAGAGGCGAGUCUUUCAGCAGUGAAGAGUGAAGUACAUAACAUAGAGACUGCUUUGAAAUGGGAAAAAGUCAGUCUUCUGCAAAACGCAAUAACAGAGUCUGAAAACACAAUGCAAGAGACAGAAAGAGUCGUAGAACAAGCAAAACAAGAGUCCUUCGCUGCAGAAAAUGAAGACAGUGAACCGGAGGAAGAAGGCGAAGGAUUGCACGAAGACGACAAGGAAGAAGAACAUGAUUUCAGUCCCAUUCAAGAAAUCCCACAUGGAAACAAAAAAGGUGGUGGCAAAUCUAAAAAACCUCGUAAAAAGCGUAAGAAGUAGACAGAUUGCGGGGGGCAUUUUCAGUUGCGUGAAAAAUACCUUCCCUUGUAAAUCAUCAUAGUAAUCUGUCGGGGGGACAAUGACUGUUUAAUUAAGGUAUGAUAGGAUUCCUCCACGCAGGAGUUGUUUUCGGACUGACCAUUUCAUGAAACUGCUUGCAAAGUAUUGACGUACCACUAGCUUUUGCUGGACUAGCAGCACAUUCUUGGCAGAUAGAGGUGUUAUCAAUGGCGACGACAGUACAAGACAAACUGACUCCAGUAUCUGUUGCAGUGACUAACCAGAUGAUAGGUUUGUUUAUCCAAGCUCUUUGUGUAUUGCAUGUCACAAUGCAUCGACAGGCAAAAGUCCUCAACGGACCUUUCGACAGACGUGUUGAUCGUGUACCAGGAUGUCCAGUCUCACCUGGUGUAACUGAGAGUGGUCCACCACAGACCUUAAGGCAGAUAUUGUUUUAGUCCUGUCAGGGUGCCCAGUUU
Molecule: messenger RNA, 11353 nt
Organism: Pocillopora damicornis (cauliflower coral)
Lineage: Eukaryota; Metazoa; Cnidaria; Anthozoa; Scleractinia; Pocilloporidae
Product: TPR and ankyrin repeat-containing protein 1
Molecular function (GO): ATP binding; protein binding
Source: RefSeq, a predicted model, not a curated record